Messenger RNA from Pyricularia pennisetigena, 231 nucleotides. RefSeq lists its product as uncharacterized. The coding region runs from base 1 to 231 and encodes 76 amino acids. The record is from RefSeq and is a predicted model, not a curated record. NCBI's taxonomy places the organism in Eukaryota, Fungi, Ascomycota, Sordariomycetes, Magnaporthales, Pyriculariaceae. The transcript has 2 exons.
AUGGAUACCCGUGCCUCAUAUCGGACCCUCGUCUCUCGCUCCCUGGAGAUUUUGAUAAAACGGCAAGGCACAAACGUUACACGACAAGGUCAUGCGACAGAAUUAAUCCUGGACACAGAUGGGCCUGGCGGUGGUGGGGGUACCGGUUCUGGGAAUCCGCCGUUCGUUUCGGGGCGCCUCAUUUCUCUUUUUGCGCCAUUACGAAUGCUGCCAGUUCACGAGCCUUUCUAG